This is a messenger RNA of Sinocyclocheilus anshuiensis, 1611 nucleotides long. Its product is annotated as CDK5 and ABL1 enzyme substrate 2-like. The record is from RefSeq and is a predicted model, not a curated record. The transcript is spliced from 8 exons. Gene Ontology annotation, biological process: regulation of cell cycle. The annotation marks the transcript as partial. NCBI's taxonomy places the organism in Eukaryota, Metazoa, Chordata, Actinopteri, Cypriniformes, Cyprinidae.
CGGAGGAGAAAAGCUGCGCUUUUGUUUCUCACUAAUAUAUCAUUGGACGGUCGGCCUGUGCGGAACAAUGUGAGCGCAGCGGGCCCAAGUGAUGCCGAGUUUCAGUGGUCUGACAUCGGCGCGACUGUGAGCGAACUGUCCGCUGCGGCGAGUAGCGAUGGGACCUUUUCCAGCCUCCCUGUCCCCAGACUCGGGCUGCUCAACGUCCCGCCCAUCCUGGUUCUACCGUCGGAUUCUGGGUUCAGUAACGCCGAGAGUACCGAGAUGUUCUGGGGGAUCGUGCUUAUCUGCGCCAAAAGGUCUUUGUGUGCCGCCUUCUCUGUGCUGCCGUAUGGAGAGAGCUUUCACAUCAGUGAUCCUCGUCUGGAUGCUCAGCGGCGGAGGCACUCAUCUGGAGGAAUAUCCACCACCCUAGAAAUGCUUCCCGGGCUGGAGGGGGUGGAGCUGGGCAUGUACGGCAGGACGGUGUCGUACGCUCAGUUUCUGUACCCCACUAACGCUCUGGACUGCCACAAGCCCUCAGUGGAUCUUGCUCUACCCAUGCCCUAUUCCAGAAACAGCAUCCCUUGCAGUUAUCCUCCCUCUCGCCUUAACAGCACCGUCGGCCUGGACCUGGGCCUUGAAGACCCUGACUAUGACCCUAAUGUGCUCAGUGACCCACGGUGGCCAUGUGGAAAACACAAAAGAGUGCUCAUCUUUGCCUCAUACAUGACAACAGUAAUAGAGUACGUCAAACCGUCAGAUCUGAAGAAGGACAUGAAUGAGACCUUUAAGGAAAAAUUCCCCCACAUCAAACUCACACUGAGCAAAAUCAGAAGUUUGAAGAGAGAAAUCCGCUCAGUGGGAGAGGAGUCUUCUUUGCAGCCGGUCACCAUAGCGAUGGCAUUUGUGUACUUCGAGAAGCUGGUCCUACAGGGGCGUCUCAACAAGCAGAACAGGAAGCUGGUGGCGGCUGCGUGCCUCCUACUCGCCGCCAAGAUCAGCAGCGACUUGAAGAAACAAGAGGUCAAACAACUGAUUGAUAAAUUGGAGGAGAGGUUCCGGAUUAGUCGUCGGGAGCUGAUUGUUUUCGAGUUCACCAUCUUGGUGGCUCUAGAAAUGGCACUUUACCUACCGGAGAGUAAAGUCAUGCCCCACUACCGCAGGCUGGUGCAGCAGACCUGACGUGGGUAGAGCGGAGGCUCAGGGCCGUCGUGAAUAUGCAGAUGAGAUGCGUAAAGCAGCCGAAAGUGUGGGACUCUGCGUUCCCACCAUUGCAGUUUGAGGUAUCAGAGCGAAUACACAUCAACACGAAGCUCUAAGGAAGAACUGACGUUCCAAAUGAUGCUUUUUAUAGCAAUCUGGCCAGCGGCAUUUUUUUUUUUUCGUGGCUAUCUGUUUUUGUGACCACCAUGGGAAUACUGCUGAGAAAAACAGCACGGAUCUUCUUUUGUUGAAAACAGAAGGAUUUAACACUCAAACGUCAAGGGAAGAGUUUAACUCCUAAAUUGUACAAGUGUGCAUGCAUGUUUUUAACAUUCCGUAUCUAUUUACCAAAAAUAACUUUUAUUUAAUUUAGACCUGUCCUUUUGUAUAGAACAACCUAGCAUUCACUGUAACACUAAAGCACUU